This is a messenger RNA of Arabidopsis thaliana (thale cress), 1558 nucleotides long. It is a transcript of the gene RUG2, whose product is annotated as Regulator of chromosome condensation (RCC1) family protein. The coding region runs from base 66 to 1430 and encodes 454 amino acids. NCBI's taxonomy places the organism in Eukaryota, Viridiplantae, Streptophyta, Magnoliopsida, Brassicales, Brassicaceae. The transcript has 4 exons. The record is from RefSeq and is marked reviewed.
GUUCGGUUACUCACUCAAGAUGCCGGAAUCAUUUACACAAUGAAAACUUUUCUUUCUCCGGCGAUAUGCUUCGAUCAUGGUCGAUCGCGAAACUACAAAUCAGUAAAGUUUAUUCAUCCGAUUCUCGCUUUUGCACACACGUUCUCUUCAAUGGAGUUGUCAGACGACAAUUCACGAGCACUAGCGGCGAAAGAAGAACAGUGAUGAGCUUCGGUGACGGAAACCUUGGCGCUCUUGGUCUUUCAUCAUCGUCGAUUCCAGGCAUGGGAAUGGACGCUUACGAACCCACCGUAGUUUCUAAUUUGCCUUCCGAUAUCUCUUCCAUAUCCGCCGGACAUUACCAUUCUCUUGCCGUUACAUCUAGCGGUGAGAUUUGGGCUUGGGGUCGCAACGACGAAGGCCAGCUCGGUCGAAUCGUAAUUGAUUCUAGAGAUUCAAGGAGUGAACCUAAGAGAGUGGAAGGUCUAGAGAAUGUGAAUGUCCAGGCAGCGUUUGCGUCUGGAGUUGUUUCAGCUGCUAUUGGAGAUGAUGGCUCUUUGUGGGUUUGGGGAAGAUCUAAAAGAGGACAGCUUGGUCUUGGAAAUGGUAUCAUUGAAGCUCGAGUUCCUUCGAGAGUUGAAAAUUUAGCUGCAGAGCACGUUGUUAAGGUAUCAUUAGGUUGGGGGCACGCACUUGCGCUUACUGUGGAUGGUAAAGUUUUUGGAUGGGGUUAUGUAGCUGAUGGAAGAGUAGGCAAUGUUGGACUUCCACUUGAAGCAUCUCUGCUAGAUUCAAUUACAGAUGGGUCGAUGAAAGGUCACCAUGCUGCUGGUGAUUUGAAUCUUGAGGCAGCUGAAAAGAAGGUUGUGGAAGCAAUGAGUAAAGAGAACGAUAUGCCAAUUGCUUGGGAACCUUGUCUGGUGGAAGAAACGUGUAACGAGAAGGUAGCAGAUAUUGCGUGCGGUUCCGAUCACUCCUUGAUCCUUUGUCAUGAUGGCACACUUUUGAGCGCUGGGAGCAACAUCUAUGGUCAGUUGGGUCGGUCUAAACAAGAUCUAGGAAUGAAACCUGUUGAUAUAACUGAAUCUCCGAUCUCUAUAGCAGCUGGUCUUGGUCAUUCACUAGCUAUCUGCAACAGGGGUGAAAGAAAUAUUCUCUCAUGGGGUUGGAACCGAAGCCGGCAGCUUGGUAGGGGAAAACCGGAAAACCUGCCAAGAGAAGUAGAAGGUUUCGAUGGGGAAAGUCCAGCUUCAGUAUCAGCAGGGCGUGUGCAUUCCUUGUGUGUAACAGAGAAAGGAGAAGCUUGGGUUUGGGGUUGUGGGAAGAAUGGUAGGCUCGGUUUAGGAAGCUCGAGCGAUGAGCCUGAACCGAUGUUGUUAGAGGAUGUAGAGGGUUGUGUUCUUCAAGCAGUCGCUGGCUUUGAUCACAGCCUGAUCUUAGUGGCUGAAUAGCCCCACCCAAUAUCUAGUAAACAUUGAUCUUGAAAAUUUAUUUCAUGUAUUUACGUGCGAUCAGUUGCUUUUUAAGUGAACUGGUGAAAUAAAAUUAGAAAGAUCAGCGAGUAACAAAAAGAUAAUCA